Molecule: messenger RNA, 2106 nt
Organism: Ilex paraguariensis (yerba mate)
Lineage: Eukaryota; Viridiplantae; Streptophyta; Magnoliopsida; Aquifoliales; Aquifoliaceae
Source: the annotation of a GenBank genome assembly
AUGAGGUCCAGAUCGGAAGGGAAGGUGACUGAAGAUCCCAAGUCGCAAAAAGUGGAAGAAGGGAAUUUGAAGAAUAUGACUAUGGCGAAUUUGGGGAGGAGUGGGGGAGUUUAUAUUCCGCCAUUCAAAUUGGCACGGAUGAUGAAGGAAAUCCAAGACAAGAGCAGUGUGGAGUACCAGCGCAUGACUUGGGAUGCUCUGAGGAAGAGUAUAAAUGGGCUUGUCAAUAAGGUGAAUGCUAUGAAUGUCAAGAACAUCAUUCCGGAGCUGUUUGCUGAGAAUCUGAUUCGUGGAAGGGGUCUCUUUUGUCGGUCUUGUAUGAAGUCCCAGAUGGCUUCUCCUGGUUUCACCGAUGUAUUUGCAGCUUUGGUUGCUGUUGUGAAUACCAAAUUCCCUGAAGUAGGAGAUCUUCUGCUUAGGAGGAUUAUUUUGCAGCUACAAAGAGCCUAUAAACGGAAUGACAAGCCACAAUUGCUGGCAGUUGUAAAAUUCAUUGCCCAUCUUGUAAAUCAGCAGGUGGUUCAUGAGCUUAUUGCUCUAGAGCUACUAACGAUUCUCUUAGAGAAUCCCACUGAUGAUAGUGUGGAAGUUGCAGUUGGUUUCGUUACUGAAUGUGGAUCAAUGCUUCAAGAUCUCUGUCCCCGAGGCUUACAUGAUUUAGAGGGACAGGUUCAGAUUCUUGUACCUUUAUUCAGUGCCUUACUGAGUCAAAUUGUGGAGUUAAUGUUGGGGUGGUCGGUUUGGAAAAGGGGUGGGGAAUGUUAUUGUAUAUUUGAGCGUUUUCGCGGAAUUCUUCACGAAGGAGAAAUUGAUAAACGAGUUCAGUUUUUGAUAGAAGGCCUUUUUGCAAUUAGAAAAGCCAAGUUUCAGGGAUACCCAGCUGUUCGACCAGAACUGGACCUUGUAGAGCAAGAAGAUCAAUUAACACAUGAAGUUUCUCUUUCAGAUCAAAUAGAUUCAGAGAUCGCAUUAGAUAUUUUCAAGCUGGAUCCUCAGUUUUUGGAGAAUGAGAAGCGUUAUGAAGAAUUGAAGAAGACACUAUUGGGUGAGGAAUCUGAGGAUGAAGCAGAUUCUGAUGCAGCAUCCGAUGAUGAUGAUGAUGAGGAUGAAGAAACGGAUGAAGAUGAUGAAGAGACGAUGAAAAUAAAGGACGAAACAGAGACAAAUCUUGUGAAUCUCCGAAGGACUAUUUAUUUGACCAUUAUGUCGAGUGUUGAUUUUGAGGAAGCUGGUCACAAAUUAUUGAAGAUCAAACUAGAGCCUGGUCAGGAGGAUCUCUUCCAAGGGGUGGGCUUGGUUGGGAAAGGUCUAGAAAGUGCAGCACCCUUUGGAAAUUGUGGUCUUUUGUUUUUUAUGACCAAGGAAAAUGUGAAACGUCUAAAUGCACUAUCAGGGCAUCUGACUGAUGAGAUGCCACUCCUUGUGCAAUCCAAAUUCAUAGCUGUUAUGGAAUUAUGCAUUAUGUUGUUGGAAUGCUGCAGUCAGGAGAGAACUUACCUCCGGUAUUAUGGCCUAUUGGGGCAGCGAUUUUGCAUGAUCAACAAGGUCCAUCAAGAAAAUUUCGAGAAAUGUUUUGUCCAGCAAUAUUCGAUGAUUCAUCGGCUUGAGACAAAUAAGUUGCGUAAUGUUGCCAAAUUUUUUGCUCACUUGCUUGGCACUGAUGCUCUUCCCUGGCAUGUUUUAUCAUAUAUACGUCUUACUGAGGAGGACACUACUUCUUCUUCCCGAAUUUUCAUUAAGAUUCUCUUCCAGGAAUUGUCAGAGCACCUAGGGAUUCGCCUGCUUAAUGAGCGUCUAAAUGAUCCUGCAAUGCAAGAUUCAUUUGAAUCAAUUUUUCCGAAGGAUAAUCCCAAAAACACUCGGUUUGCCAUUAACUUUUUCACUUCUAUUGGGCUUGGUGGCAUUACAGAAAACUUGAGAGAGUAUCUAAAAAAUAUGCCACGCCUUAUCAUGCAACAACAAAAGCCUGUUUCUGAGUCAGAUGACGAAUCUGGUAGUUCUGGUUCUUCUGAUUCAGAUGCAUCUAGUUCAGAGUCGGAAUCCGGGUCAUCAAGCUCUGAAGAAAAAGUAAGUGAUGAUAGACGGAAGAAACGAAAGAGGAAGUGA